AUGCCGUCACAACCCAUCGAUACAGGCUGGGGUUUCAACGCCGUGAUAGACCUGAUAGAGUCGGAUUAUGACGCUGCGUCCCCUACGCUCUCAGCUGCAACUCCCGUCAAAAUAGAUGUUGGCACGCCUGGCUUCAAGUCCGCCUCCGGGCCGAUCGCACAACCACCUCUAGAUACACAUAUUCCCCGCCUCGGCGACUUCACAAAAUUGUUCGAUGAAUUAGGCAUUUCGAGACCGGAGCGGCUGGCACCCGCUAGUCCCCUGGACUCGGAAGGCCCAAUUAGCUCUGACGAUGCUUUUUUGAAUGGACAAGCUGAUGCUGCUAGCAUUGGUGACCCAGAUAGCCCACUGGCUGGGACGACAGUUAAGGAGCAAAAGAAAGAGCGCAAGAAAGCUGCGAAGAAGGAACGAAAAGAGGCGCGCAGGGCGCUUAAAGCGUCACUUGCUCCGGAAGAAUUUACUUCCAGUAAACAGUCGACAAACCAGCCCCGUACUCGAUCCAACGUUGGUGCAAAGAUCCGACCUGCUACUCCAUUACCGGUUGAGGCACAGUCUCAAGCUGUCAAGCCACAACCGUCCACAAGGGUACCGAACUUCUCGAACUUCUUGCGCAACUCGGCAGAUCCCGCUUCUGUUGGCGUUCCCCAGCGUCUGAACUCACUGGCGCAGCCCUUCACGCCCAGUCCUGGUCCUUUUAUGCAUCAAGAUGCUCCGAUUGAUGGCUUCUCCAAGUCUUCGGUCACGCAAGUCCUGAGCCGACCCUCUUUACAUGAAGCCAAGCCAGGUAAUGGCCUUCAGCCACAGGUCCCUCCUUCUGUACGCUUAAAUCACGGCCUUGUUCCUCGCACACUUCAGCCCGCGAGUGCUCCCAGAAUACAUGUGAACUCAGCACAAGCCUCCGGUACACCAACGCCUCAGCCUGUGGUGUCUUCUCGAUUCGAACCUAGUGCAACAGUACAAAACUCUGGUGCUAGAACGGAUGCAGAAUCAGCUUCAAGGCUUACAGACCGAGGCCCUUACCAACUUCAGUCACCGAACCGUUUUGCGACCCCCACUCAGCUUCCGGUCACGCCCAGAGGAGGCGCCACAGGAUUGACCAUUAAGCCACGUAUAGAGCGACAUUUCCAAUUCCUUAACCAACUUCUGGCCAACUUUCCGGAAGAUUCACAACAUCUCCUGGCCCCUAUGCCUCUGAACACAGAGGAGACUGCGGCGCGAGGUAUUCACUGCUUCGUAGAUGCCUCGAACAUUAUGAUAGGAUUCAAGAACAUACUUAGAGAGCGAGGACAGUACCAACCGCUCGAGAUGUCUUUCGACACGCUCGCCCUACUAAUGGAGCGCCGCCGCCCCGUCGCCAAACGCAUAUACGCCAGUUCCCAGCGCGAGGCUAACCCCCUCCCGCACGUAACCAAGCUCGCCGCGACCUCCAAGGCCGUUGGCUACGAGAACCUCAUCCAAGAGCAGGUAUACAUCCGUCGCGAAGACAGCGACCGCAAGAAAUUCUUCAAAGAUGUUGAGCGGCUCGGCUGGACUAAAGCCACGCAGCUGCGCUCCGGCAGCGGCAGCGACUCUGAAACGGGUCCUGCUGCGGCUGCCACCCUCUCGGCUCCGAAAUGGGUCGAGCAGGGCGUCGACGAGAUUCUGCACUUGAAGAUGUGUCAGAGUGUGCUUGACACCGAGGUCCCGACGACGAUGGUGCUUGCUACGGGCGACGGGAACGCGGCAGAGCACUCGGAUGGGUUUUUGGCGAAUGUGGAAAGGGCGCUGAAGAAAGGGUGGGUCGUUGAGCUUGUUAGCUGGAAACAGCAGAUGAGCGCGGGGUACAAGAAUAGGAAGUUUAGGGCGAAGUGGGGGGAGAGGUUCAAGGUUAUACAGCUGGAUGAUUAUUUGGAGAGUCUGGUUGAGACGCAGUAA
Molecule: messenger RNA, 1914 nt
Organism: Didymosphaeria variabile
Lineage: Eukaryota; Fungi; Ascomycota; Dothideomycetes; Pleosporales; Didymosphaeriaceae
Exons: 1
Coding region: 1-1914 (637 amino acids)
Biological process (GO): protein import into nucleus
Cellular component (GO): nucleus
Molecular function (GO): guanyl-nucleotide exchange factor activity; small GTPase binding
Source: RefSeq, a predicted model, not a curated record